Molecule: messenger RNA, 1449 nt
Organism: Acanthamoeba castellanii str. Neff
Lineage: Eukaryota; Discosea; Longamoebia; Acanthamoebidae
Product: Ras subfamily protein
Exons: 14
Coding region: 1-1449 (482 amino acids)
Molecular function (GO): protein binding; GTP binding; GTPase activity
Source: RefSeq, a predicted model, not a curated record
AUGGUGAAGCUCUUGCUGGCCGCCGGUGCCGAUCCGCACGGUGUGACGGAGAGCGACCGGAUGAACGCCCUCCACGUACUCGCCGAACAGGACCAUCGCAACCCCGCUUGGCAAGACACGAAGGGAGGAAAAGAGGGCGAGGACGCCUCGGUUGCGUAUUCGCCCAUCUUCGAGAUGCUGGUCAAGGCCGGCGCCGAUCCCAAUGCAACCAACGCCAUGGGCGAGGGGGUGCUGCACCUGUUGUGCCUGCGUGGUCACACGGAGGCCGUGCGUUGGCUGCUUUCGCGUAAGUUGUUCAGCGACAUCAACGCGACCAACGCGCACGGCGACACCGCCCUGCACUACGCAUCGAGGAAGGGCCACAGACAGAUCGUAGACCUCUUGCUGGCCCACGGCGCGUCUCCCGCGCACCAAAGCGAGUUUGGAACCCCGCCCCAGGUGGCCGGCGAGUUUCAGCAGAAGGACGUGGCGUCCCUCCUGAGCGGGCUGGCGCGCGAUCAAGACGCCGUCGGCAUCUGGUCUCUGCCUCCUGAGGUCCUGGUGCACCUCCUGUCGUACCUGGGCACCGCAGAGGACCUGUGCGCCGUUUCCAUGGCAUGCCGGGCGUUUGCGGUGGUGGGCAGGGACGAAAGCCUGUGGCGUCCGCUUGGCCACCCCUCCUGGGAACAGCACCACGCCCGCACGGAGGAGGGCUGGAAGGGGGCCUACAUGACCUGGCUCCGCGCUGCUGCCAAGCGAUACAGGAACAAGAACGCAAGUCGGUUCGUGCAUGCGCCGGUGGCCCAGGAGGGUCAGCCAGCUCCGACCUACAGCUGCAUCGUCAAGAUCCUGCUGGCGGGCGAUCACGGAGUGGGCAAAUCGAGCCUUCUGCUGCGCUACGCGGACAACACGUUCUCCGAUCAGCACAUCUCCACCAUCGGAGUCGACUUCAAGAUCCACAUGUGCGACGUCAGCGGCGAGCUCAUCAAGGCCCAAAUCUGGGACACGGCCGGACCCGAACGUUUCAGGACGAUCACUGCGUCCUACUACCGGGGCGCCAACGCCAUAGCCAUCCCCUACGACAUCACCGACAGGGGGUCCUUCGAGGGCGUGUUCCGGUGGUGGGAGGAGAAGCAAAAGUACGCGCACGAAAAUGCCGCGGUGAUGCUGGUCGGCUGCAAGCGCGACCUCGCGGACCAGAGGGUGGUCACCGAGGAAGAGGGACGGGCGGCGGAGCUGGGCGUGCUGUUCGCCGAAUGCUCGGCCAAGACGGGCGAGGGCGUGCGAAAUGCGUUCGACCUGCUGGUGGAGCACGUCGCCGGCGGCUGGCGCACCGUGGGCGGAAUGGAGACGCCCGCCUACGUCCCCGCCGAGGCCACGUUCGCCCUCUACUGCGGUCCCGCCGGCGCCGGCGCCGACGCCAGUCCGCUCCAGAAGGCCAAGAAGGAGGCCAAGUGCUGUCUUCAGUAG